Leptosomus discolor (cuckoo roller) is the source of this 977-nucleotide messenger RNA. The record is from RefSeq and is a predicted model, not a curated record. Lineage: Eukaryota; Metazoa; Chordata; Aves; Leptosomiformes; Leptosomidae.
CACCUCAGGCACCUGCGGCCAGCAGCCUUGCCCCUGCAGGCACUGGACCGGCAUGGAUGAGAAAAGAUCAGCCUCACACUCAAAAGCAAUUUGUCUUUGAAAAGCCAUCGCAGGUGGAGUGCCAAGUUCCUGAGGCAGAUGUGAUAGACAAGCCUGGUGUGUAUGAGCUCAGCAAAGCACCAACUGGCGUUUCUAGGAUUCAUUUGACUCCUGGCUUUAUUGACUCAGAACAAGCAGACUGGAUGUUUGAACAACUCCUCCAAGACAUACCCUGGGGUCAGCGAACUCACAUCAGACAAGAAGUAUCUUUUGAGGAACCGAGGCUUACCUCCUGGUACGGGGAGCUUCCUUACACCUACUCCAGGAUAACAAUGCAGCCAAACCCAAAUUGGCAUCCUCUGCUGACCGUGCUAAAGGAGCGCAUUGAAGAGUUCACUGGCUAUCCCUUCAACUCCCUUCUCUGCAACCUCUACCGAAAUGAGAAGGAUAGCGUAGACUGGCACAGUGACGAUGAACCAUCGCUGGGAAAAAAUCCUGUCAUUGCCUCGCUCAGCUUUGGUGCUACCCGGACCUUUGAGAUGAGAAAGAAACCCUCCCCUGAAGAGAAGGGGGACUAUACUUACGUAGAAAGACUAAGAAUCCCGCUUGACCACGGGACUCUGCUGAUGAUGGAAGGAGCUACCCAAGAGGACUGGCUGCAUCGAGUGCCUAAGGAAUAUCAUUCUAGAGAUGCCCGGAUAAACUUGACCUUUAGGACCAUUUAUCCAGAACCUGAUGGAGUUUGGAAGUGAAGAGGCACUUUGGGCAUUGUUGGAUAUAAACCCGCAGCAGAUCCGGAGCCUCAGAUUGCGACAGAUUUAAAGGAAGCCUUAGAGGAACAGAGUUCUGUGAAAUAACUGAAGGGAGAAAGAAUCAAUAUUAUGAAGAUCUUUGACAAUCAGAAGCUGCCUGUGUUAGUGGACAGUGCUAUUUUGUUU